UGUUUCUGUAUUGUUUCUGUCGACAGCUGUGGAUUUAGUCACGAAAUAGCGCAGAACAGCGAUUAAAGACCCCCCUUCUAAUCAGCAAGUUAGUGCGCCGUCAUAUGCGUUGGAAGACAGAAACAGAAGGCUCUACCGAGACUUGUCCAGCCACCGGAGUGUUAUUAUUCCCACGGAUGCUCGCGGGGAGAAACGACAGUUUCACAACAACAACAAGGAACCGACGUGUUUUCGGGACUCAAACGUCUUGUCGAAGAUGACAGAUAAUCUGGACUAACGUCUUCAGAUGAACAGAUUAUUCACAGGGUUGACAUUUUUUGACCAUGCAUCCGUAUGAUGUUUUAGGCUGACGGUGUUCUGCCGAUUUCUGCUGCUUCCACUGUGCGACUGUGCGCAUGCGCAGAACCAGAAAGUAGCUAUUUCCCGACGGGGAGCGAGAGUCGGCAGAACACCGGCUGCAUCAUGUAGACAGGCCGUCCGCUCGGCUGGACAGGGCAGGAAAAGUGUGUUACUGAGCCUCCGUGGGAUGUAUGCAAGGCUGGGUGUCAGCUGGAUGUCAGACCGAUGCAGUUUAGCCCAGGAUCGGUGCUAGAUUCCCCUCAAUGCCGUUUGAUCCGAGUCAAUUCCCAAACAUCCCACCUUGGAGGGGGGACGUGAACGCACCAUGUCCUGGCUGCAUCUCUUAUUUAUUCCAUAAGGUGCAUCAUGAAAUAAUCCUGCAGGGAGAGAAACGACAUUAGGACUGAGGGGAUUGUUUCUGUGUGAAGAGGAGCCACACCGAGGCGUCUCCAGCAGGGACCAGGGACCGACCAGGGACCGACCAGGACCCGGCCGGACCGUCGCCCCCGGCGGCCACAGCCAUGGAAGCCGUGGGGGAUUUUGAGUACAGCAGGAAAGACCUGGUCGGACAUGGAGCUUUUGCUGUGGUGUUCAGAGGAAGACACAGGAAGAAAACCGACUGGGAAGUGGCCAUUAAGAGCAUUAAUAAGAAGAACCUGUCCAAGUCCCAAAUCCUCCUUGGCAAGGAAAUCAAAAUCCUUAAGGAACUGCAGCAUGAAAACAUUGUGGCUCUUUAUGAUGUGCAGGAAACUCCCAACUCUGUGUUCCUGGUCAUGGAGUACUGCAACGGAGGUGAUCUGGCUGACUAUCUGCAAGCUAAAGGGACGCUGAGGGAGGAGACGCUGAGGGUUUUCCUGCAGCAGAUUGCUGCUGCCAUGAGAAUCCUCCACAGCAAGGGAAUCAUCCACCGAGACCUGAAGCCCCAGAACAUCCUGCUGUCCUACGUGGGCCGCAAGAAAUCCAGCAUCAGCGGCAUCCGCAUCAAAAUAGCUGACUUUGGCUUUGCACGUUACCUCCAGAGCAACAUGAUGGCAGCCACGCUGUGUGGGUCUCCCAUGUACAUGGCCCCGGAGGUGAUCAUGUCCCAGAACUACGACGCCAGGGCCGACCUGUGGAGCAUCGGGACGGUCAUCUACCAGUGUCUGGUCGGCAAGCCUCCCUUCCAGGCCAACAGUCCGCAGGAUUUAAGGAUGUUUUACGAAAAGAACAAGAAUUUACAGCCGAUAAUCCCGAGGGAGACGUCCCCCCAGCUCGGUAACCUCCUGAUGGGGCUGCUGCAGAGAAACCAGAGAGACAGGAUGGACUUUGACACGUUCUUCACUCAUCCUUUCCUGGAGCCGUCAUCCAACAUCAAAAAAUCGUGUCCCGUGCCGGUGCCCAGCGCCUCCAUCGUGGUGACGGACAGCUCCUGCUCCCCCUGCAUCCGCUACAACUCUCCUCCCUCUCUCCCAGACAUGCAGACUCUGACGGAGGACGGCCUGUCGUCCCCUCCGCUCGGCCCGCCCAACUUCCUCCAGCUGUCCAAGGACUCUGCAGGAAGCACGAGCAGCAAGAACUCGUCCUGCGACACCGACGACUUCGUCCUGGUUCCGCACAUCUCUACGGACAGCUACGACCAACCGGCGGGAGGAGGUCGUCGGCCUUCCAAUGAGUUUCCAAUGUGUGGAGGGCAGCCCCAGCUCAGCCAGGGACAGGCCCCCAUGGUGUCUCCACGUGCCGAGACCACCCCCAUCCCCGUCCCCACCCAGGUCCGCAACUACCAGCGCAUCAAGCAGAACCUCUCCAGCAGCCCGGCCAGCACGCUCUACUGCUCCCCCAGGUCUGGAACGGUGCGGCGCUCCAACACCAGUCCCAUGGGGUUUCCCAAAGUGGGCUCGGGGUCCCCCAGCUCUGCAGACGUCCCUCAGACGGUGGGCCGGCGUCUCUCCAUCGGCAGCUCUCGGCCGUACUCCCCCUCACCUCUCGUGGGGACGAUCCCGGAACAGCUGGGCCAGUGCUGCUGUCACCUGCAGAGCCAGGAGCCCCGCAGCCGCAGCUCCUCCGGGGGCCACUUCACAGGUUCCCCCGUCCCGUCCUCUCAGCUCCUGGGGGCACGGCUGCAGAGUUCCCCCACCCUGACCGAGGUCUACCAGACCAGACAAAAGCUGCACAAGCAGCUGUCGGACCCCGUGCAGCCCUCGUCCUCCUCCUGCAGUCACUCCCCUCAGCUCGGCCGUCCAGCCAACCUGGGCUCCUCCCCCACCAAGCUGCUGGGCUCCUCCCCCACCAAGCUGCUGGGCUCCUCCCCCACCAAGCUGCUGGGCUCCUCCCCUCGCACGUCGGACUGGCUGCAGAAAUCCCCCCUGCCCACCAUCAUCGGCUCCCCUACCAAGCCCAUGUCCGCGCCCUUCAAGAUCCCUAAAACCCAGGCCUCCUGUAACCUGAUGGCCCUGGCGGAUACGCGGGACACGUGCGCCCACCACAGCAGCCCGUACCUGGUGGGACGGGCCACCACGCCAGAACCCAGCAGAACAUUCGGCAGGUCUGUGAGUGCAGGGCGUCUGUCUGACCAUCCAAUCAGGAUCACUCUGGGGGGACAGGCCUAUCAGGGCAGCACCGACAGCCUGAACACGGAACGACCAAUGGACACAGCCCCCAGUGUGCUGGCUCUGGGAGGAUCAGCGAGUCCACGGGCCGUUGUCUUCACUGUGGGUUCCCCGCCGGGCAGCAGCACCCCCCCCACCUGCAGCCACCUGGGGACCCGACCACGCACCACCUCCGUGGGCUCCAACAGCUCGGCCGGCUCCCUGUGCUCCACCAGCGGCCGGGUCUACGUGGGCUCUCCUCCAGGCAUGGCCAUAGGAUCCUCUCCCCCAGGGAGCUUUGGGGGGGGGCAGCUGGUCCCCGGGGCCGAGGGGGCCCCCAGCAGCCUGCGCUACAUCCCCUAUGGAACCUCUCCUCCCAGUCUGGAGGGCUUCAUCACCUUCGAGGCCCCAGAGCUUCCUGAGGAGACCCUGAUGGAGCGCGAGCACACAGACACGCUGAUGCACCUCCGGAUGAUGCUGUCGUUCACCGACUGCGUGCUGGAGAUGGCAGCUCUCCGGGCCCGGGUGGCAGAGCUGGGGGUGUCGGCCGCCGCCCUGUACCCCCCCCAGGACAGCGUGGUGGUGGACCAGAUCAGCCAGCUCAGCAAAGAGUGGGGGCAGGUGGAGCAGCUGGUGCUCUACAUGAAGGCAGCUCAGCUCCUGGCCUCCUCCCUCCACCUGGCCAAGGCUCAGAUCAAAGCUACCAAACUCAACCCCUCGGCUGCCGUCAAACAGGUGGUGAAGAAUCUGAACGAUCGUUACAAAAGCUGCAUCUCUCUGUGUCGCCGGCUCACCGACAAGCUCAACCACUUCUUCUCUGAUAAGCAGCGCUUUGUGGACGAGAUCAACAGUGUCACGGCGGAGAAGCUCAUCUACAACUACGCUGUGGAGAUGGUGCAGUCAGCAGCGUUGGAUGAGAUGUUCAAGCAGACGGAGGACAUAGCGUACCGCUACAGUAAGGCCUCCAUGCUGUUGGACGGCCUGUCGAAAAUCCUGCAAGACCCCACUGACAUUGAGAACGUGGUCAAAUAUAAGGCCAGCGUGGACCGCAGGAUCUCAGCUCUGUGUUACUGUACCGUCACACUGUAUGAGUAGACGGCCCUGAGCACCUGAACGCACCACCCCGGGGCGCUGAGCACCCGAACCCACCACACGGGGGCCCUGAGCACCCGAACGCACCACACGGUGGCCCUGAGCACCCGAACGCACCACACGGGGGCCCGUCUCCUCAGACUGCAGACCAGCGUUCUCACCAAGCCCUUUCCUUCCUGUAGCAGUUCAAGCACUUUUCAUUUUCAGGUUUCAUCCGUGUUCCUCAUCACUUCCACUGGCUGCAUUGUGAACUGAACUGAACUGUGACGAUGCACAAACCUACAACCAAAGAUGUUCUUGAGAUGGAACGCUGAAAACUGGACGGGGGCUUCAAAGUUUGCACUUUAAUGUGCACUAAUGUCUGUUCUGAUGGAUCAUCGUCAGAUCAGCGUUUAUUCUGGGCGUCGCUGGUUUUUAUCAGAAGAAACGGAGGAGUCAAAGGACUGAAACAGUGAAGUGGACUUCAAAAAGUCUUGAACUCUGUAUGAAGAAGCUUAUCUUUUUUUUAUUUUCUUCAGUGGUUAUUUACUCUGUGUUUAAUUUGUCAUUGUGCUUUAUUUAUUGGUUUAAAUGAACGUGGAAUCUCCUGCCUGUGAUUAAAAAAAACCUCAACAAUUGAAAUGGAUGGAAAAGAAAGAAAACAAAUGGACGAAAGGCUUGUAGCCACUGAGUGUCCCGCUGGAGCUCAGAGACACGCUGAACCCGGACACGCUGAACCCCGACACGCUGAACCCCAGCCCCCGUUACACAAACUGAGUCCUGGAUAGUUGUCAUUUCUUCGUUUUUUAUUUUUCUUGCGUUUUUAUCUCAAGCACUUUAUAGUAGAAGGAUUAGCGGACGUUGACGACAUCCAGCAGAAACGUGAAGGGGGUUGUUGUCCCAGCGCUCCCCGUCCCUCCUGCUCCGUGUGCAGGAUCAACAAGUCUCUCCACGUGGACAUUCACCUCUAAGUGACGUGGACAGAGAUGCUCUGGAGCCGUUUGAAGGACCACACACUUCUCACAAUACUCCCAGUGUUGAGCAGAAGACGACAAAUGUGCUGGAACCUUUCUCCACUUUUGAAUCCCUCGGCAGUUGAAAUGUCACCUUUUUGACGUGGUGACUUUAGAUCAUGCAGACGGGGACGUGUUGAUCAUGUUUGUGCACAGUGAGGGGGUUUGGGGUGCCGGUGUUUCUGGCUGCAGCAGGACGAGUGGCAGCAGGUCUUUCUGUCACUGCAACAACCUGAUGAAGUGAAACUGACUGGUUAAACUACUUGACAGGUUACCAUAAUAAUAUGCUUCGUUUUACUAAAAAAAAAACUACAGCUUUUUAUCUUAUCUGUCAGAAUUUGUAGCUAUAUGUUUUAAACAAAACAAAACAAAACAAAAAAACAACUUGAUGUUUGCAAGCGUGUAUAUAUUUGAAUGUGGUGCAUGUGAUUUGGUUUCUCCCCCCUUUUUGCAGGCGGGGGUGUGUGUGUCAGAGUGUGCGUGCGUGCGUGCGAGAGCGUGCGUGCGUGCGUGCGAGAGCGUGCGUGCGUGCGAGAGCGUGCGUGCAAGAGCGUGCGUGCGUGCGUGCGAGAGCGUGUGCAUGCGUGCGAGAGCGUGUGCGUGCGAGAGCGUGCGAGAGCGUGCGAGAGCGUGCGAGAGCGUGCGAGAGCGUGCGUGAGAUCCGUUUUAGGGGCACCGACAUUUUCAUCCGAUGCCCUGCCUGUCAAAGAGCACAAAUCUUUGUACGUAGAUAGAUGAGUUUGUGUUGAUUUUCUUCAAGUCUGCCAAGGGUUUGAUACAGAAAACCAGUUCUGGCACCAGAGGAGUGUGCCAAAGAUGACCAGAAAACUCACGGCAGCUCCUAAACUUUCCAGAGAACUCUUCCUGCCAGGACCCUUGCUGGUCAUCACCCGUCAGCACACACUUCAAGACCAGAAAUCCACAUUUCUUUUUCCACUCUCGACCCUUGUUUUGAGUCGUACUGCCCCCUAGUGGCCAGCAGGAGUCUGAGGCCCCGGCAGAGUUUGUACUGUACGUCUGCAUCGCCAGCUGUGCAUUAAGGUCAGCUGUGUGUGAGGAGCGAUGGAAAAGGAGGUGCCUUCUUCUGGUGAAAGCAGACACAGGCCUGCUCCUCUGUACAGGUGUGAAUAUGUUCUGUUUCUCUGUAUAAACACAUUCACAGGUUGGUCUUUAGGCCUAUUCCUACCAUGUACUGUUGUUCUUUUUCUAAACAUAUCUGGGUUUCAGUUUCCCCUGGUCUCUGCCGUGAGCACUCAGAACCACACGAAGCCUUUUGUUGCUCACGCAGACGGACUGACCAAGCUGAACAUGCAGCCCACCUGAAAACUUUGCUCCGUCUCCUUUUGGACUGGAACAGAAUAUUGACUUUUUUUGGACAAAGCAUGGGUACCAAGUCCGCAUUUGACCCCGUAGAUCCUUUAGUACGUUGAAUGUAUGUACCCUGUUGUUUUUGCACCUCCAGCAGAAUGCAUCCUGAUCUGAAUGCAUUCUGAAGAACCCCCGACCUUGAUGAAAUGUUUUCCAAGCACCGAUUUUUUUUUUUCAAGGAGAAAUGUUAAUGUCAUACUUGUGUCUCUCACCGAGGGACGUCUCUGUUCUUUAUGGAACUCCAAUACGGUCUUUAUUAUUAAAAAGAGGGAAAAACUAA
This is a messenger RNA of Cololabis saira (Pacific saury), 6635 nucleotides long. RefSeq names its product unc-51 like autophagy activating kinase 2 (gene ulk2). Gene Ontology annotation, molecular function: ATP binding; protein serine/threonine kinase activity. The record is from RefSeq and is a predicted model, not a curated record. The transcript is spliced from 27 exons. Lineage: Eukaryota; Metazoa; Chordata; Actinopteri; Beloniformes; Belonidae. The coding region runs from base 861 to 3998 and encodes 1045 amino acids. Gene Ontology annotation, cellular component: cytoplasm; autophagosome. Gene Ontology annotation, biological process: protein autophosphorylation; axon extension; peptidyl-serine phosphorylation.